This is a messenger RNA of Microbotryum saponariae, 2756 nucleotides long. Lineage: Eukaryota; Fungi; Basidiomycota; Microbotryomycetes; Microbotryales; Microbotryaceae. The record is from the annotation of a GenBank genome assembly.
AUGCACGUCGACGACGCCCCCACACCCACGCCCGAAGAAGCCGAGAUGAAGAUUGACUAUGGAGAAGACGACGACGGCGCCGUGGAGGGGGACGACGAUGCUCUGAUGCAGGACGAGGCUCAGGCGGUGGGGACGGCUGCUGGCGGCGACGGGAUGCUGCUCGACGACUCGCUCGCACCGACACCCACCCCGGCCAUGGAUGCAGAUGCAGAUGAUGAGCCAGAGGCAGCCAACGAUACUGGCUUGGAACGAGCAGCACGCUCCCUCUCACUGCCCCCCAUCACGCUCUUCCACUCACCACCGCCGUCGUCCUCGGCUGCCUCGACCUCGACCUCGACCUCAUCCGGCCCAUCGUACACCUCGAUCGCACCCCGCACGCUCCCACUCCACCCGGGCUUCUCUUCGCCUCCCCUGAUCAACGUCAGCGCCGACGAACUGCAACUAUCGGCCCUCGGACACUCGGCCGCGGCCGUCGCCCCUUCGCGGCUGUCCUGCGCUCCCUUCUCGCUCGGGAUGGACCCACCAGCUCCGAUUGUCUCUCCGACGCCCAUGUUUGACCCCGCCCAGGUCACCGCGAAUGACCAGGAACCGAGCGACGCGCGUCGGUCACAGGUGACACCCUCGACGGACGAAACGCAGCAGUCGCUCUUGGACCCUCGAAGGGCUCUAGCCUCGCAGCACCAGCACUCGUCCGACGACGUGCAGACGCAGGACCAAGCGAUCGAAGCCCUCGGGCCCGGCACGACCCGCAUCGUGCAGGAACAACAACUACGACAACAAAGCGAGGACGAUCCCGAUGUCGAUGGUGUGGCCAAGCAAGAGAACGAGGUCAUCAUUCGCCAGGGUCUGGACGGGCACAUCAUCGUCGAGACCGAGCAACGCAAUUCGGUUCCACCACCCUCGGCGUCGGCCUCGAACGCGAGUGGGAGUGCGAGUGGGGGCGAUGAUGGGCAACAGCAACAGAAUAACCGAGCACAGGUGCGACAGAUCAACUCGGUCAAGGUCGUCGAGGCCGUUGGGGCGUCGAGUGGGCUGCUCAAGCGACCACUGAUCGACAAGGCCGUGCUCGAAUUUUUCGGACUCGGCGACGAGGCGGCACUGCAGAUCAGUGAAGACGACGACGCCGAGGAGGGUGACGAGACGGCACAGGCGGAGCCAGUCGCAGAGGGGGAGACGGCAGAUGCACCACCUCGCCCAGCACCACCUCCGCUCGCACCGACGGUCCUGCUGCAGUUCGGCGAAGACCGGUACACAAUGUUUCGAGCCGCACCCGUCGUCGAAGAUGGGCAAGACGCCGAAGACCUACCGAUUCUGUUCGGCGAACGCAAAGACCAUCACCUGUACUAUGAGCAGAUCGAGGCGCUGUUCGAGGCGUUGCACGCCUCGCUGCCGGGCUUGGAAUCAACGCAAGCUGAAUACUCUCUCGAGAUAGACGGUCUGGGCAUCGUCCUCCAAGAGGUAAGUUCCGGGGCAGGGGCUCUCAUGUCGCGCAUUUCGAUUCUGACAUGUGCUCUUCAUCGUUCGAUAGGACAACGUCUAUACUCGAGAAGUAAGCCUGCACGACUUCCACCGUCUCCACAGCGGCUGUGGCCUGCCGGGGCGGAUGCUGGUCAAGCUUGCCGAGCGCGAGGGACCGCGCUUUCCGACGGGCUUCAAUGCGUUGAUGCAGCAUAUCAUGCGCGUGGCCGAUGGGAGGGAAGAGUCUCUUGCUGUGGGUGGAGAAGAAGAAGAGAAGGAGGAAGCGUACGAAGAAGCGUACGAGGAGGCGGAGGAGGAGGCGGUCGAAGAGGUUGAGGCUCGUGAGACAGAGGCAGAGGCAGUGGCAGAGGCAGAGGCAGAGGCAGAGGCAGAGGCAGAGGCAGAGGCAGAGGCAGAGGCAGAGGCAGAGGGAGCUGAGGCCGCGGCCGAGGGCUCUCCCUACGAUGAGAGAGAGUGGCACGAGACGACAGAGGGGGGCGAGGAGUGGGGCGAGGCCGAGGAAGGAUCUGAGGUGUACGAGGCAGCAGAGGACGAAGAGGCGGAGGAGACCUACGAGGAGUUAAACGACGAAGACCUGGCUGCCGUCGUCGAGGGAGCGCAAGAAGACUACGUGCUUACCCAGGAUCAGGUGGAAGAAGCGAAUGGCGAAGUAAUGACGGCGACUAGUGAGGAAAUCAAUGGUCGUUCGGUCAACGGUCAUGAACCUGUCGCAGCGGAAGAACGGAUAUUCAAGUCGAUUAAGGCGGUGCGAUCGGAGCCGCUCGAGUUGUCGUACGAUACUCCCGAGGGUACCGGCUUCGAGCCACCCGCGAUUCCGCUGGACAAGCGAGAGGCUGUUGUCGAGGCUGCUGCGGCUACAGUCGAACAGAAUGAGAACGGGACGACAGAAGCUCAGUUCGUGGAGGAAUUCCCUCAGGACAAGACUGGUCAGUCUGUGUUCGGUCCGAACCUGAGGUACCCAAUUGCUGACUUUAAAACUUGUGUCUCACUGCAGACAUACCCAAGAAUGGCAGUGUCGUCAUCGACUAUGAUGAAGUCGCCGUCAAACCCAGCAUCGGCGAAGGUGGGAAGCGAGCUCACGCCUCUGUUACGGACGAGGACGAUGCUCCUAGGGACGAUGAUGACGCGACGGGUAAGUCGUCGCUAGCAGAUCGGGUUCACGGGUUCAUCGAAGAAGAAGACUGACUUAAAACGAUUCUCGUUCAGGUGAGAGUAAAAGACCGCGCCUUUCUGAUCCCGAGAUAGAUGGACACAGCGGCCCCGAAGACGCCGCUUGA